AUGCAGAGAUUGUGGCGCGUGCCUUUCUACUGGGGCCAGGGAGGCCCUGCACAGGUCACGUUGACGGUCACAAAUCUGCUGACGACCCUGAGGGUUCAAGCGGGGAGCGACGGCAACCUGCAGAUCCCUGCGGCCGUGAAGGCGAACAUCAGCAGCGGGGAAGGACUCUGCAUGGAGACCACUCAAUCGCGCUACGGCGGAAACGGCCCUGCUCUACCAGCCUUCAACUAUGCAAGCAGUGGCGACGACUGGACGGGAGAGUGCAAGACCGGCAAACAGCAGUCCCCCAUCGAUCUUCCUGAGAAAGACAGCUCGUCCCUGGGCGGCAUCCCCGGCAACCACCUUAUCCGUUUCGGGUCAGUCACAGCCACUAGCAAUGCGGUCCUUCGCCUCGAGAUUGACGAGGUGGAGGUGCUGUCCGCAAACUGGACAACAAAGGACUUCUUGAUCCCCGUUUGCGGUGGUGACAACAUUGGAUGUCUGGAGUCUGCGCCUGACGCGCCAGUUGAGUACAUGAACGCCAGCAUUGUCAACCUGCACUUCCACGCAAACUCCGAGCACACGCGUGAAGGGGCAUUAUACGGAGCAGAGGCGCACCUUGUCACCAAGCUGAUGAUCAAUGGCCAGAAGCGCCUUGUUGUCUUCGGUACCUGGAUGGACGUUGCUAAGAACCAGACCAAUGAGUUGUUCAAGUCUCUGCAGCCGUACAUCAAUGACACCAAUGUUGCCUCAGUCGGAGCUGUCUGCUCGGCUGUUCCGGACGAUGUUGUGUUCAACAUUGAGACGCUCUUCCCUGCCUCAAAGUCUUACUAUGCCUACAGGGGGAGCCUCACUACGCCACCUUGCACUGAGGGCGUCACUUGGAUUGUUUUCACAAAGACUGUCCCGAUGUCUACGCUUCAGCUGAAGUCCCUCUACAAGUCCAACGCCUACACCUCCCAGCCGUGCGCCAAUGUCACGACAAACUCGCUGUGCAACGUCUUGGGCGCACGAACCAACAACCGCAUGAUGCAGCCUCUCAACGACCGCACCAUCAAGAUCGGCAACAUGGGCCCAACACCCAACUAGACAUGGCCAUACAGACGCCUGCAGUUUUGCGGCUGCAGUUUUGUGGCUCAUAUCUGUUCUUCCAGCCCGCGCAACGAGCUUGUUUGCGCAAACAAGCUCAUUCUGGAUUCCGGUUCCUGGGUCCUGGUGUGCCGAAAACUUGUUACUGCAUUGACUGCCAGAUUUUCCAGGCAGGUUGACAACCCCCGGGUUGCCCAGAGAGAUUCAGAUCUCUCUGGCCAGAUCUCUUUGAGGCACUGUCAGAAUCUGGCUUUGAGACUGCCUGGAUGCCAGGCUUUACGUGACACUUUGGUUGUCUGCGACACUCUAAUCUGCACGCCAUUGCUGCUGCGCCGAAAACUGCAGUGAUAUUGUCAGGUUGUUGACCGGUCAGCUAGAAACAUGCCAUUUUCUCCUGCUGUGCGAUUGAGCGCCAAGGGAAGGGGUUACUAGGGACAAGGAAAUCUGUGUCGGCCUUCAGGAGUGCUCAGAUUGGGUUGGGGUGUUCAAUCCGACUGUGUGCCUACAGUUGAUAGUGGCCAGUCAACCGCUAUACGCGCAGGUAAUGUUUUCGCGUUCAGGAAUGGGCCUCAAUCAAGACGCAGGCAUGCCUGUUAGUAUUGCACUACAGUAGGCAUAGCACUGAAGUUGUGAAGUUUACAUGAAGUGACCGUGGCUGGUACAUGGCUGAAGUAGUGGCAUUUAGUGUCAGUUUGAAGACUGAUGGAUACAGCCUUUGGUCAUCCGGGGAGGCAUCCAAGAAGCUUGCGCGGUCUUUGGUGCGUUGUUCAGCAUAUGACUUGUCUGCAGCACUGCUCUAGUGACCAUUGUUGUGCUCACGUAGUGUUGCAUUUGCGUCUGGCAGUGCCUGCGCAAAAGCUUGAGAAGUUCGAAGUGUUCUUUGAUGCCAAUGUGCUACAGCACUUUGAUAGAUUUUGUGCUCUGCAUAGACGCAUGUGUGAUUUUGGAUGGAUGUUUUUUGCCUUCGGGUGGUUGAUGUAAGGUCUUUUCUUUUC
Molecule: messenger RNA, 2063 nt
Organism: Coccomyxa subellipsoidea C-169
Lineage: Eukaryota; Viridiplantae; Chlorophyta; Trebouxiophyceae; Coccomyxaceae
Product: carbonic anhydrase
Exons: 11
Coding region: 1-1068 (355 amino acids)
Molecular function (GO): carbonate dehydratase activity; zinc ion binding
Source: RefSeq, a predicted model, not a curated record